Octopus bimaculoides (California two-spot octopus) is the source of this 4776-nucleotide messenger RNA. RefSeq lists its product as uncharacterized. NCBI's taxonomy places the organism in Eukaryota, Metazoa, Mollusca, Cephalopoda, Octopoda, Octopodidae. Gene Ontology annotation, cellular component: nucleus. Gene Ontology annotation, biological process: regulation of transcription by RNA polymerase II; embryo development. The record is from RefSeq and is a predicted model, not a curated record. Gene Ontology annotation, molecular function: RNA polymerase II transcription regulatory region sequence-specific DNA binding; DNA-binding transcription factor activity, RNA polymerase II-specific.
ACAAAUUUUGGUUUUCAUAUUUGCUUAAUACAUUUUUUUUUACCCCUAUUGGACUUGUUUUUUGUUUGUGUUGGUGGUCAGGUGUUACACUUAAUAUUAACCAGAGAGAUAUCAUGACACUAUUGAAGGGCACUGAGUGCCCAAAGGAAAAGAGGAAGGCUCGUGUCAGUCGGGUUCCCUAUAAGCCUUUGAAGACUUCCGUUAGGGGCCGUUGUGUUUUGUGCAUGCAUUGUGGCUGUCUAUUUCAUCCCUUCCGGGCAGUUUGUGCUUGACUCCGAGAUAAUCCAGGCAGGCACGACGGAUACACUACAGUUUUUUUUUCCCAGUAUUAGGUUUACCUUGCAAAAGAUAGAUUUGCUUUUUCUUUUUCAUUAAUAAAGAUUUGUAUUUUUCCUUGCUGACCUAGUUAUAAGUAAAUGAUUUACUCAGCUUGUUUACUGCUGUUUAGUGUUAAAAUUUAAAAAGUAGAAAGUUUAUUUGAUAUAUUUUGUAGGGUUCAGCAUAGAGGAACACUGGAGUAAUAAUCCCUUAUUUCACAUUCAGUAAUUAUGCCUUAGUGUUUUGUUAGACAAAGGACGAAGGAGGUGUCUUUUCAGGCUGAGUUUUGUGUAUCAAGUGUCUUAGUCCAACUCUGCUCAUGAUAUCCAUGCUCACUUCUCAAGACAAAAUAUUUGACCCUAUGAUAUUCUAUGACUUUUCAUAAAUUAAAUAGUGAAGGUUUCAUCACAAUGAUUUCGUUUCCUUUACUCUGACAGAAAACCAACUUUACACGAGGUGGAAAUUUGCUUUGCACUUGAGUACUGGUCUCCAAAGCAGUACUGCCACUACACAUACUUUCAUUCCACUGCAUCCAGAAACAUUGAUCACAGCAGUCUGAUGAACUACCAUUGUUCACUAAUCUGGGAUGGCAUUCAGUGGUUAAAUACAUUGUCUGAUCCCUUAAAUUUAAUGACACUAUUUUGCUAUCACUCUUUCUUUGGAUUAACAUUAACUAUGUUAACCUUGGAAGCUUUUCAUCUUGGAAAAUUAUUUCAAAAAACGGGAUGACAAAGGGUAUCUGUUGACAUUGAGAGAGGAUGUUUUGCACUUUUGCUUUAUUAACAAAUGGAUGUGAUUUUGAAAACCACAGACUGAUAUUGUCAAGAAUAUAUUUGAUUGCUUAUGGCGUCAACAAAAUUGCAGCAAAAUAAAAAAAAUUAAAAAACCAUUGGAAAUAUAUUUGUCAGUAUUUUGAGAAAUCUAACAUGCAUUUUUAUCUGACUCAUAUGCAGUGUCUUUCCUAUCUGGAUAUACAUUAAAAAGUAGUUGCAAAAUUGAACUCUGGUAAAAUUAACUCUGCCCAAAGUAUUUAUGACCACUGAAGUAUCCACAGAUGUCACAAAAUGCCACUUAAGAAAUGGUAUUUAUUGAGGAAUUUUGGAGAAGUUUAACUUUUCUGAACUCUAUAAAAUAAAGAUAAGGUUUAUUUCUAUGUUUUAUGAACAUGAGAAGAAAUUAUUGUUGAGAGAGUGUAUGAGAAUCAGUUUUAUUGCAGAUCACAAUCUCUAAUAAUUUAUCUCCUCAGACACAAGAAAAUACAAAGAGUACAUAGAAAUACUGUGACAGUCACCCCAAAUAGUUAUUCCAUUGUGUAUGAUUUACUUCUGAAACCUUUGUUAAAAUGUCUUCUAUGAGAAAAUAUUUAUCACAUCCUAAACAUAUACAUACAGGUGAAAGACUGCACCAUUGUGAUACGUGUCAAAAGAUAUUCCUUAGAAAGUAUGACUUGACUUGUCAUAAACGUGUUCAUACUGGUGAAAAACCAUAUUCUUGUGAUAUCUGCAACAAAACAUUUUCUCAGAAGGCUAAUUUAACUUAUCAUAAAUAUGUUCACACAGGAGAGAAACCAUACCACUGUGAUAUCUGUGGUAAAACAUUCUCUGUGAGUAAUAAAUUAAAGAGACACAUACGUAUUCACACAGAAGAGAAGCUAUAUCACUGUGAUAUCUGUGGUAAAUCAUUUUCUCAGAAUGGUCAUUUAACUCGUCACAUACAGAUACACACAGGAGAAAAACCAUUCCAUUGUGAUUUGUGUGGAGAAACUUUUUCACAGAGUGUUCAUUUGACUACACAUAAACGUAUUCACACUGGAGAGAAACCAUACCACUGUGAUAUAUGUGAUAAAACUUUCUCUCGGAAUAAUAUUUUAAUUAAUCAUAAACGAAUCCACACUGGAGAGAAACCAUACCACUGUGAUAUCUGUGGCAAAACAUUCACUCAAUAUAGUCAUUUAACUGACCACAACCGAAUCCAUACAGGUGAGAAACCUUACAAUUGUGAUAUCUGUGGAAAGCCAUUUUCCCGAAAUAGUAGUUUAACAAGUCACAAGAAGAUACACAAUAAACAAACAGUGAAAAGUGAAAGUUGUUGAAAGAGAUUGUCACAAUAGAAUAUUGGAUGGUUCCCAAGGAAGACAUGUUAAGCUAAAGUUUCCAGUAACAUACUGAAAAAUGUAUUUAGACAGCUUUUAUAAUGUAAUGUGGAAAAUACAUUUAGCUUAAUUAUUUAGAAUUAUGAUUACAUGAUAAAGCUAUUUACAUCUGAUCUUCCUGCAAUGAUUAGCACGUCUACCCAGAUAUUUAUUAUCUAACAUAUCUAAGUGUCAAGGUUGACUCUGGCAAGUCAUCAUUUUGUUACAUAUUGUAAUGGUAAACAAUAACAUUAUUAGACCAAGCACUGUGGCAAAAGAUAUAUAUUCAUUUUUACAUGUUUUUCACAUUUGUUUUUCCAUGCUAGGUUACAUAAAUAUAUUAUCACGGUACUGUUGUUUGGGUAAGGGAUCUUUUUCCACAAUUUCUUCAGAGGUGCAAAACAAGCAAAUAAUUUAUUAGCAGUAGAAAUGACAACCAUGUCACUGCUCAACAAUUUUCAGAGACAUGCAAGUAUAGACAAAUGAACACACAUUUUGUGUGUAUGUGUGCAUAUAUAUAUAUGUGUAUAUAUAUAUAUAAAUAUAUAUAUUAUCUGACAGGCUUCUUUCUGUUUCUGUUCAUCAAAUCCACUCGUAAAGCUUCAUUCAACCCAGGGCAAUAGUAGAAAACACUUGCCCAAGGUGCCAUGCAGAAGGACUGAACCUGAAACAGGCCAGAGGGACAGAUUUAUUUAUUAUCAAGAACAUAUUUGUGCAAAUGCACCUCCAAUGGUCAACAUAUUACAUUAUUAAAUAUCACAGAAUAUAUAUAAAUAUAUUAUAUUUCAUAUAUAAAUAUAUAUAUAUAUAUAUCAUCAUCGUUUAACGUCUGCUUUCCAUGCUAGCAUGGGUUGGACGAUUUGACUGAGGACUGGUGAACCGGAUGGCUGCACCAGGCUCCAAUCUGAUCUGGCAGAGUUUCUACAGCUGGAUGCCCUUCCUAAUGCCAACCAUUCCGAGAGUGUAGUGGGUGCUUUUAUGUGCCACCGGCACGAGGGCCAGUCACACGGUACUGGCAACGGCCACACUCAAAGUGGUGGUUUUUUACAUGCCACCUGCACAGGGGCCAGUCCAACAGCACUGGCAAUGACCUCGCUCGAAUGAUUUCCUAACGUGCCACCAACACAAAUGCCAGUAAGGCGACGCUAUAUAUAUAUAUGUAUGAAUGUACAUAUAUAUAUAUAUAUAUAUGUAUGUAUAUAUAUGUUUAUAUAUAUAUAAACACUACACACAUUUUUUUUCUGUGUUCCUUUCUGUGGAAGAGCGUAGGCUCAAAACGUUAAAGACUUUUUCAAUUCCCGAGCGUUAUACUAAUACAUCUAUUUGUUUUCUACACCACCUGUCUUCGUCUGUUGUUUUUUUGUGAAUUCUCCCUAUAUAUGUUUAUAUAUAUAUAUAUAUGUAUAUAUAUGUGUGUGUGUGUGUAUAUAUAUAUAUAUAUAUAUAUGUCUGUUUCCCAUGCUGGCAUGGGUUGGACAGUUUGACAUGAGCUGGAGAGCUGCACCAAGCUCCAAUCGUCUGCUUUAGCAUGGUUUCUAUGGCUGGAAUCCUUUCCUAAUCCCAACCACUUUGCAGAGUGGACUAGGUGCUUUUAAUAUGGUGCCAGCAUGGAUGCCUUUUAUCUGAUGCCAGCAUAGGAGGUUUUUUAUGUACCACCAGCAUGGGUGCUUUUUAGGUGACACCUGCGAGAUUGUCAAGUAGCUUGCAAGAUGAUGACAUCACAGCUGAGAGAAGUGGCUGUGUGCCAGAUAAGAGGUUGGAGUAUCAUAUAGAUAGGGACAGCUAUCUUGCUUGACUUCCCCAGUAGGACAAAAACGCAGAGGGAAGUAGACGAGAGAGUGAGAAAGAUAUUAGUGUGAGGGACGAUUAUUUAGAGAUAGCAAGUAAUGUUGAAAGGAACUUGAGGAGCUUGUGAAUUUUGCCAGUGGACAAUUUAUGUGUGAAGAAAAUGUGGGGUUAUGGGCGUAAAUGGACAUACCUGGAUGACCAUGAUUUUACUUAGCUUGACAUGUCUUCUCAAGCACAGCAAAUCCCUGAAGUCUUGGUCCCUUGUCUUCUCAGUGAGGCCUAGUAUCUGAAGAUCCUUUCCCACUACUUCAUCCCACGUCUUCAUUUAUAUAUUAUAUAUAAAUUAUUUAUAGUAUAUAUACUAUAUAUAUUUUUUAAAUUACACAUAUAUGUAUAACGGAUAUAAUUUAUAUAAAAAAUAUAUACAUAUAUAAUAUAUGCAUGUAUAUCCCUGCAGAGAAUUGAUGUAUAAAGAUCAAAAAUAAAUCUACAGAAUGUGUGUAUGUAUGUAUGUAUAUAUAUAUAUAUAUAUAUCAUCA